Molecule: messenger RNA, 1291 nt
Organism: Sorghum bicolor (sorghum)
Lineage: Eukaryota; Viridiplantae; Streptophyta; Magnoliopsida; Poales; Poaceae
Product: acyl-protein thioesterase 1 homolog 1
Exons: 10
Coding region: 241-1008 (255 amino acids)
Molecular function (GO): hydrolase activity
Source: RefSeq, a predicted model, not a curated record
ACAGCAAGUCAGUGGUCACAACAGAACUGGAGUAACCGACGGACCAACCCCCACGAGCAGAAGGAUCCGGACGGCCACUGGAACGAGCUCCCCUGUCGCCUCCUCGCCUCGGCCGGCGCUCCGCGACGACGACCUCCUCCUCCUCCUCCUCCGGUCCCCUGCAAAACCACCUCGUCGCCGGCAGCGUUGGCGGGCCUUGUAGCGAGGAGGGGGUGUGGAGGCGCGGCGAUUGUUCGCGGGAUGAGCUUCGGCGGCAGCAGCUCCGUCGCAUCCGGUGCGAAGAGGCCGUUUGAGUACGGGAGAACGCAUGUGGUGAGGCCCAAGGGCACGCACAAGGCCACCAUUGUCUGGCUCCACGGCCUUGGGGACAAUGGAGCCAGCUGGUCUCAACUACUGGAAACUCUUCCCCUUCCUAAUAUAAAAUGGAUAUGCCCCACUGCACCUUCAAGGCCUGUGUCAGUGUUUGGCGGGUUCCCCUCCACAGCAUGGUUUGAUGUUGCUGAUCUUUCUGAGGAUGCUCCUGAUGACAUUGAGGGCAUGGAUGCCUCAGCAGCACAUGUUGCGAAUUUGUUGUCGACUGAACCUGCUGACAUCAAACUUGGUGUUGGUGGCUUUAGUAUGGGUGCUGCUACUGCUCUGUACUCUGCAACAUGCUUUGCUCAUGGAAAAUAUGGGAAUGGGAAUCCAUACCCUGUGAACCUAAGUCUUGCCGUUGGACUUAGUGGCUGGCUUCCAUGUGCCAGGACCUUGAAGAACAGAAUUGAAGCCUCACCAGAGGCUGCACAAAAGGCUUCAUCAAUACCUCUUUUGCUCUGUCAUGGAAAAGCUGAUGAUGUAGUUCUCUACAAGCACGGGGAGAGAUCUGCUGAUGCCUUGAAGGCAAAUGGCUUCUCCAAUGUGCUAUUCAAGUCAUACAAUAGUCUUGGGCACUACACUGUUCCAGAGGAGAUGGAUGAAGUUUGCAAAUGGCUCACAGCAAAUUUGGCGCUCGGCACUAAGUCAUCUUGAUCAGAAAAUGUUGCGAGAAAGCUCGCAAUGGCGGUGUCCAAAUAAUACCCGGUGUCUGUUCCAGGGAGGUAAAUGGUUUAAUAGCAAAUUUGGGCUUGGGUAUACGGCCAUGUUCUAGUUUUUCUCACGCAGGCUUGUCUGCGAAUGCUGUACGCUUAUAAUUUCCAUAUUUUGGUCUACGUCGAUUUGGUUGUGGCACGGAUAAUGUUUGUUCAAAUAUUCUGUUUUCCGAUUUGGGGUUGUGAUGUUUUGCUUUCUCCGUGUAUAUGGAGAUGUCCUGCAA